GAAGCUUUGUUGACGAUGACGGAGCGAACUCACGGCCGUCGCAAACCGGGGAUGUUAAGGACCUACUCCGACUCUUUAAACGACGCCGUUUCUUCGCAGGCGGGGUACCUUUCUUCGUCUUCGUCUAAAGAAUUUGAGCCACUUGAAUUCUCCACUCAAGAAUCGUCUUGUCUCUGGAAUCAUUCUUCAAGAUCGACUUUUUCGGACGAUGAUUUUACUCAGAAGAGAGCUAAGAGACCCAGGAACGGUUGUGGAGGGUUUGGUUUAACUUCGAGUCUGAUGGAGUCGCAAGAGUUUGGCGAGAUAAUGGGGAAUGAAGACGAGGUUAACUUCGCGCUUGAUGGGUUGAAGAAGGGUCGUCAAGUUAGGACCAGAAGAACUGCUCUGUCGUCUCUACUCUCGAUUUGCGAAUUUAAACAUCAGCGACGGUCUUUGCGAGCUUUAGGGAUCUCACAAUCCAUAAUUGAUGCGAUUUUGGGUCUCAGCCUUGAUGACGUACUAAGCAAUCUUGCUGCAGCUACCAUUUUCUUUGUGCUAACUGCUGAUGGUCAAGAAGCCCACUCUAUGGAGUCACCCAACUCCAUCAAGUUUUUGAUAAAUUUGUUGAGACCUGUGGUUUCCGUCAGUACUAAAGGGAAGCCUCGAAACAUAGGAUCUAGGAUCUUAUCAAGAAUCAAGAGUGUUGAUGCAGCGUGUGAUGCAGCCAAUAUGCAUGAUUUAAGCUCAUGUGAUAUACUUUCUAGAGCCCAGGAAAUUCUUGUUAAUUGCAAGGAGUUGAGAUUGGUCGAUAGCUAUAAAAUUGAAAGGAUGAGGCCUGAGCUAAGUACAAAAUGGCUAGCUUUGUUGAUGAUGGAGAAGGCUUGCUUGUCCAAAUUCUCUUUUGAUGAUACCUCGGGUACUGUGAAAAAAACUAGAGGAAUGUUUAAGGAGAAAUUGCGAGAACUUGGAGGGCUCGAUGCAGUCUUUGACGUUGUAAUUGAUUGUCACGCUGUAAUGGAGAGCUGGUUGGAACAUGACAUACUCUCUGUCGAGGAUAUAAAAGAUGACUUGAAUAAGCACAGUCUAAUGUUGCUGCUGAAAUGUCUAAAAAUCAUGGAAAAUGCUAUGAUCCUCAGCACAGAGAACCAGAAUCAUUUACUCGGAUAUAAUAAAAAGAUGGGUUCUCAUAGAUUCCAACUGUCUUUCCCAGAGCUCAUGAUAAGUGUCAUCAAGAUACUUUCAGAUCUUCAGUUAUGUGCUCUUAGGAACAAAAAGCAUCCUCGCCCUCACUGUUCAAAUGGCGCUAAUCGUGAGUCCAUUUCGGGAGCAGAUUGUAAAGUUAACAAGGAGGUUUUGAAAAUUAGUUCAGAUACUUGCUCUGCCACUAGCUGUAGUUCCAUAAGAAAUGCAAGCGUAUCCAAGAGAAAUCAGUCGGCAUUCCUGUUAGGUUGCUCAGCGAAAACAAAGAAGGGUUCUCAAUCAAGUGUAAUAUCAAUAAAUGAUCCCUGCACGCUAACGACAAGAGCUGGUUCCAACACUGGGUCGUUUGCAGGCAGAUUAGGCUUACUGGGUAGUGGCAUUUCCAGAAGCAAUGCGCGACCGAGAAAUUGUCAAAUUAGAGAACCCAGUGGUAAAAAAGUUAAAAACUUUACAUCCUUGGAGGAUAGUCAAGAUCCCUUUUCAUUUGACUUGGAUGAUUCCGGACCUUCCAAAUGGGCAGUAGUAUCAGAAAAACAAAAGAAUUCUAGAGCUCAAAAGAGGAAAGGAAGCUAUAGAGACAAUAAGGAUUACCGCUCGCUUCAGCUUUUCUCGAGCCAGGAGGAAUCAAACUAUGGGUUCAGUUCUCAGGAAGAAUCAAGUGAUAGAGAUAGCCAUGUAACAGAGCAACCUUCUUCAACAUAUGACAUUGAUAAAGAAUGUCUCGGUCUUAUAUCUGAUUGCCUUUUAACAGCCGUCAAGGUUUUAAUGAACUUAACAAAUGAUAAUUCCGUUGGUUGUCGGCAAGUUGCUGCCUGCAGAGGAUUGGAGAGUAUGGCUGAAUUAAUUGCUGGACAUUUUCCUUCCUUCACCAGAUCUCCCCUUUUCAGUGAGUUGGAAAUGCCAGGGUCAUGCCAUCAGAAAGAUAAACAUCUCACAGACCAGGAAUUAGAUUUCCUUGUUGCCAUCUUGGGGUUAUUGGUCAACUUGGUGGAGAAAGACGGAAUAAACAGGUCUAGGCUUGCGGCAGCUAGUGUUCUGAUCACCAAUCCAGAAGGGUUGCAAGAGAGUGAACAAGACAUGAUUCCUCUUUUAUGUUCAAUCUUUCUCACCAAUCAAGGAUCCGCAGACACCACAGAAGAGGCAACUACUUUCACUUUGGACGAUGAAGAAGCUGUUUUAGAAAGCGAAAAGGAAGCAGAAAGGAUGAUUGUGGAGGCAUAUUCUGCCCUUUUACUCGCAUUUCUAUCCAUAGCAAGUAGAAGUAUACGCAAUGCAAUCAGAGAUUAUCUCCCAAAGCGCAAUCUGGCAAUUCUGGUACCGGUGUUGGAUAGAUUUGUGGCGUUUCAUACAACACUGGACAUGAUUCCUCUGGAAACGCAUAAAGCAGUUAUGGAAGUUAUCGAGUCGUGCAAAUUGCCUUAGGACGAACAAAAAAACAGGCAAUAUCUUCGUUUUCCUAUCACUGUACAGCUUGUGCAACAGUUUGGUUUCGCUCCACACUUAUAGUUAGUGAUCACACAAUGAUAAUGUUCCAUGUAUACUAUAGAUGCUACAAAUAGAGGUCAUCUUUUUGUUUUGAACAAAACAAAUAGAGUAUCUUAGAGCUUUUCUUUUGGAAGUUUUGCUUCUGUGGUUCGGCUUAGAUUUGUAAUUCACGUUCCAUUCUUUUAUAUUUUUUUUUUUGUCA
This is a messenger RNA of Capsella rubella, 2866 nucleotides long. RefSeq lists its product as uncharacterized. The coding region runs from base 16 to 2601 and encodes 861 amino acids. Lineage: Eukaryota; Viridiplantae; Streptophyta; Magnoliopsida; Brassicales; Brassicaceae. The record is from RefSeq and is a predicted model, not a curated record. The transcript is spliced from 13 exons. Gene Ontology annotation, biological process: regulation of chromosome condensation.